Messenger RNA from Aethalodelphis obliquidens (Pacific white-sided dolphin), 1146 nucleotides. It is a transcript of the gene PDZD11, whose product is annotated as PDZ domain containing 11. The transcript has 7 exons. The record is from RefSeq and is a predicted model, not a curated record. Lineage: Eukaryota; Metazoa; Chordata; Mammalia; Artiodactyla; Delphinidae. Gene Ontology annotation, molecular function: protein binding. The coding region runs from base 83 to 550 and encodes 155 amino acids.
GAGUACGGGGCGCCUUAGGCCUGCCAGCGGGAGAGGUUGUACGAAGAUUUUUACAGCGCCGUGGGCGCAGGACUCAGGCACGAUGCGGGACGGGUAUCUGGAAGGUGUCUGGUGGGCCUUGCUGGAGAUGGACAGCCGGAUUCCUUAUGAUGACUACCCGGUGGUUUUCCUGCCUGCCUAUGAGAAUCCCCCAGCAUGGAUUCCUCCUCAUGAGAGGGUAUACCACCCAGACUACAACAAUGAGUUGACCCAGUUUCUGCCCCGUAUCAUCACACUGAAGAAGCCCCCUGGAGCUCAGUUGGGAUUUAACAUCCGAGGAGGAAAGGCCUCCCAGCUAGGCAUCUUCAUCUCCAAGGUGAUUCCGGACUCUGAUGCACAUCGAGCAGGACUUCAGGAAGGGGACCAAGUCCUAGCUGUGAAUGAUGUGGAUUUCCAAGAUAUUGAGCACAGCAAGGCUGUUGAGAUCCUGAAGACAGCUCGAGAAAUCAGCAUGCGUGUCCGCUUCUUUCCCUAUAAUUAUCACCGCCAGAAAGAGAGGACUGUGCACUAGAGAGUUGCAACCCACAGCCCUCCACAUGGAAUCUUCUAGGACGAGCUAGCUAGGCCUCAGGGAAGCCACUUGGGAAACUCUACCCUCAGCCCCACCCUGGCAGAGUGGAGUAGGGAGGAUGGGGAGACAGCGAGGCCCUGUCCUGAGCCAGCUGGCCAACUGCAUUAUCCCACCUGUACUGCACUUUGAGUUCCCUAGUUUUCUAGGUGGGCUUCACCUAGAAGGAUGAUGAUGUCUAGGUAUCGCUUAGCCUGUGGAGAACCCUGCUAGAGAAGGCAACUGACAUUUAUUGAAUACCAUGUGCGAGGCAAUUCCACAUAUGUCAUGUCAUUUUCAUUAACGUCUACAAAUCUUGGGGGCCUCCCACCUAAUCUGCCUAGCCAUCUCAUCCCAUCCUUAUGCUACCAGUCAUACACUUUGGAGACUCCAGUGGAACCCCAUUUUCCCCCACUCCCUCCUUCUAUCUUCUCUCUCCAAAAAAGUAAAACACAAUGCUGAGGAAAUGUUGCUUGAUACUGAUUUGGAUGAUACUGAUUGGGUGUUAAAUGCCUUCGAGAUAAAAAUAGAAGCUCUUCCAAAGAGAAGAGCCACUAGAA